UUUCAUGUUCCAUUUCACAUAUUUCAGCUAAUUAUAAUUUUUUCAGUUCUUUUGUCCGAAUAAUUAAUGUUUAUUUUUAUGGUUAUUACUGCAUUACUUUUAUAUUUUUAUUUUAUUUUAUACUCCCUCCGGAUCAAAAAGAGUGUCCACUUAGCCAUUUGCACAUCCCUUAAGAAAAUACUAACUCCUAAUUUUUUUUAGGUAAUUUGACUAAACUGCCCCUAAUUAAAUAGGUAUUGGGGUUUGAUCACAUAGCACUUAAUAGGGGCAAAUUUGGAAAAAUAAGGUUAAUUCUUUCUUGAUUUGAUAAGUGGACACUCUUUUUGAUCCAAGAAAAAAAGGCUAAGCGGACACUCUUUUUGAUCCGGAGGGAGUAUUCAUUAGCGCCUUGUUGGUAUGCCUUACCUGAGCCGAGGGUCUAUCGGGAAUAACCUCUCUACCUCACAAGGUAGGGCUAAGGCUGCAUACACACCACCCUCCCCAGAACCCACUUGUGCGAUUCCACUGGUUAUGUUGUUGUUGUAUUCAUUAGCGCCUUUUCCCCUCACUAAAGCCCACACUUUAGUUAUGCUUUGUGCUUAAAGCAUCAAUAGAUUGUGGUGCUUUUGUAUGCUUUUCACCUUUGACAGCUUUGCUUGUAUGGGACGGUUUAACAUAUUGUCUCUAUCGGGUUCAUUUAUGCUGUCUGAGAUCGAUGGUCAAAGGGAGAGAACAGGUGGAAUGAAUGUAUUAUUUGCUGGACCUGAUGGACGGGUUGUAGGUGCUGUUGUGGCUGGUGUUCUAACUGCUGCAUCACCAGUUCAGGUUGUCCUAUUCGCUGCAGAUGCCCCGGAAGUGCCAAAAUCAGCAAAUCAUUCUGAGGCGUCACCUGCUCCGUUGAAUGCCAAUCUUAGUGGUAUGACGGGGUCCGAUAAACCACCAUCAAGUGGCACGAGUGAAUCAUCGGUGUAAUUGUACUUAUGCAGAAAUAAGGACCACAGGCACUUUUAACCUUAGUUUAAAUACUGGUGAGAAGUGCUAAUUUGCUGAUGCUAGUAUUCUGCAUUUUCUGUCUUGUGAACUUAGCUUUUUGUGUUUUAUUUAUCAUAGGACAGCGUCUGGCUUUCUUGUUCUGCUUUAGCUGUUAUAAUGUGCUGCUAUCUAAAGAUGACUUUCAACAUUAGCCAUCUUCAAUUUAGAGUGAA
Molecule: messenger RNA, 1184 nt
Organism: Lycium barbarum (goji berry)
Lineage: Eukaryota; Viridiplantae; Streptophyta; Magnoliopsida; Solanales; Solanaceae
Product: AT-hook motif nuclear-localized protein 2-like
Exons: 3
Coding region: 610-951 (113 amino acids)
Molecular function (GO): minor groove of adenine-thymine-rich DNA binding
Source: RefSeq, a predicted model, not a curated record